Calidris pugnax (ruff) is the source of this 1279-nucleotide messenger RNA. It is a transcript of the gene ABI3, whose product is annotated as ABI family member 3. NCBI's taxonomy places the organism in Eukaryota, Metazoa, Chordata, Aves, Charadriiformes, Scolopacidae. The transcript has 6 exons. The record is from RefSeq and is a predicted model, not a curated record. Gene Ontology annotation, molecular function: SH3 domain binding. Gene Ontology annotation, cellular component: lamellipodium. The coding region runs from base 15 to 818 and encodes 267 amino acids. Gene Ontology annotation, biological process: regulation of cell migration.
CCGAGGCCGGCACCAUGUCGGAGCUGGAGCAGCUGCAGCAGCGCGACAUCCCGGCCGGGCGGCAGGUCCUGCGCGACCACCACUGCAACCUCCUCAGGGUGGCCGACUACUGCGAGAGCAACUACCUGCAGGCGAGCGACAAGCGGAAGGCGCUGGAGGAGACGAUGGCGUUGACCACGCAGUCCCUGGCCAGCGUGACCUACCAGGUCAGCAGCCUGGCCACCGCCUUCCUCCGGCUGCUGGACCUGCAGGCGGCCGAGCUGCGGAAGGUGGAGGCCGACAUCAGCUGCGUGGCCCAGAGGGUUGACAUGCACAAGGAGAAGGUGUCUCGCCGGGAGAUCGGCUCGUUGACCGUCAGCAAGAGGUUCCUGUCCUACCAGAAGAUCGUGCCCCCCCCCAACCCACCCUCCCUGGAGCCCUACUACAGGAAACCCCUCAACUUCAGCGUCCUGGACGACAUUGGCCAUGGCAUAAAGUGGCCCCUGCUCCCCACAAAGCCCUUCAUCCCAUGGAUUUUGGGGGGUUUUGUAGCCCCUGAUGACCUUGAGCCGCCGCCACCACCUGCUUUGCCCAACUUUGAGGACUUGGCCCCACCACCACCACCACCCCCUGCCGCAGAGGACCCCCCCUGGGCCCCAGAGAACUACCUGGAGAAAGUGGUGACCCUCUACCCCUACACGCGGCAGAAGGACAACGAGCUCUCCUUCCAGCCCGGCACCCUCCUCUUCGUCACGCGGCGCUACUCGGACGGCUGGUGCGAGGGUGUGAUGGGCGAGGAGGCGGGUUUCUUCCCCGGCAAUUACGUGGAGCCCUGCUGAGCCCCGGGGCUGGCAGCCCCCCCGGCAUCCCCCAGACCCCCCAGCUCGGCCACAUCCUGCUCCUCCUCGGGAAGGGCUCUGCUUUGCCUUUUCACCUUGGUUUUGCACUGCACUGGUGGCAGCCGGGCUGGGUACCACUGCUGGGUACAGGUGCUGGGUACCACUGCUGGAACCCCUGCAUCCUCCAGCAUCCCCAGAGCAUCCCCUGGCCCCCAGCUCGGCCACAUCCUGCUCCUCCUCGGGAAGGGCUCUGCUUUGCCUUUCUGCCUUGGCUUUGCACUGCCAGGGGCAGCUGGACUGGGUACAGGUGGUGGGUACAGGUGGUGGGUACCACUGCUGGGACCCCUGCAUCCCAGCAGCCUCCAGAGCAUCCCCCUGCCCGCCCUCCCCUCUCCCUUUUCUAUAUGUUUUUAAUGACAGCAGCACUGGCUGCUGCUGGUGCCGGGGAGGUUCAGCACCAG